Rubroshorea leprosula is the source of this 1107-nucleotide messenger RNA. The record is from the annotation of a GenBank genome assembly. Lineage: Eukaryota; Viridiplantae; Streptophyta; Magnoliopsida; Malvales; Dipterocarpaceae.
CGUCAAAUUCCCAAACCCUCUCCUCCGCCGACAUUUAAGCCCUUCUAUUUUAGCCGUUGAUUCUCAGGGACCUCCUUCCUUUUCUUUAACACUCUUCAGGUUCUCCUUUUCCCCCCCAGGAUCCUCGAACAAGGAAUUGGAAUCUCCCCUUUUCUUCAUCAUUUCCUUUCCUUGUUCGGGAUCGCCGGCCAGACCCUGAUCGGAGAAUCAGUAAAUUCAAGGUUUAGAUAUAUGUUCGACGUAAUUCGAGAUUUCCUUUUGUGGGUUCAAUUGAAUUUCCAAUAGAUGGACUAAUUGCAGUUAAUUUCUUGAGUUUUUGCCGGGGAACUAAGUUAAUUCUACUGAUGUCGUUGUCCCCGUCGCGCCAAUUAAUCCUCCGGCGCCAAUUAAUGACCGUGGACAGAUCGCGACCGCUGCUGUACACCCGCUCUAAUGUCUCCAGCGUCGCCAACAGCAGCAGCAGCAGCAGCAGACACGGCGUCACUCGUACGAGCAAGUCUGCGAGGUUCGCGGAGGUGUGCGGGGGAACGGUGGCGGAAUGCACUGCGGUCUGUUGCUGCUGCCCCUGCGGUAUAGUGGAGCUGUUGGUGCUGGCAAUCUACAAGGUCCCCGCGGGUCUUUGCCGCCGCGCCCUCCGAUACAAGCGGCAGCAGAGACUCUUGAAGAAGGGAACGAUGCAGCCGCGGCAUCGGCGGUUCCAGUGCGGCUGUGACGAGACGGAGCUGCAUGUUCACCCGGUGGUUUGUUACGAGGAGUUUGACAUCAGGUCCGGCUCCAAGGACACUGAGAAGGCCAUUGUGGAGCUGGAGAAGGAGAUGUGGGACACUUUCUACGGCGCUGGGUUUUGGAGAAGUCCCUCUCAGAGAGAGCCGCCGGCAGUAAAACAACCAUAAUAAAUACUCAAUUUUUCCCUUUCCGUAAUUUUCCAUCAUAGUACAUAUCAUCUAAUUCUUCUUUUUUACAUUUUUAUAUAUAAAAAUUUUUAAUGGGGAUUAAUGGAAUUUGAAUCAUUGAAAGAGGGAGAUUUUGAUUGUUAUGUAAAUGGAGAACUUCUAUUGUUGUGAUUUCUUGAGUAAUAUGUUUUGAGAAUGAAAAGAAAUUAAUUUU